GGUGGGGACAAGACCCCGGUGGUGCCCGGGAGGCGUCGGGUCGGAGAAGAACGCUUGCCCCGCGCGGAGCAGCUACCGGCCUUGUCUGGCUCCGCCAUAGUUGCGGCGCCAUGGGGGCGCGGGUAGGCCCCGGUUCCCACUGCGCCUGCGCGGGUGGGGGUGGUAGAGGGAUAAUGGCAACGACGGAGAGGAUUUGAGUGGGACGAGGAGAAGGAAAACCCGAGUGGGAUUGGGGCUCCGGGCGGGAGACAACAGCUCCACGGCUCUGGGAACGCCUAGGUUUUUUCUUCCUGGGCUCUAGCACUGAGGCCUGGUUCGUCUCGGCGAAGAGAACGACCUUUCCCGCUCUUAGAGCUGCUGGAAAUAAACAGGAUUUCCUGCUCCCUUUUUGCCUCUCUCCCAGUCUAAUGGAUCGGACGGUCACCACGGAUCUUUCCCGGGGUCGGGAGUUCUGGAGGGAGGCUGUUUUUAGACUUGGCCAUAUGCAUGCUUUUUUGGGCGGGAGACUCUGGUUUAAAUAGUCUAGUGACAGUUUCGAAAGUAUCGUCUUGCCUAGCCGAAAGCCCUCACCGUUGCCCCUACAAGGGUCAAUUAAAGUCUUAACUCGUUACCUUUUAGACUCCGUGCAGAGUUUCCAUGCUGUGGUUUCCGUUGCCAAAAAAAUUGCUUUGCCGUUGUAGAAUUUGUUAGAGAAUACUGGCCACCUUGGUCAGCAUCUGCCUCAACUAGUUAGUGCAAACAGACACAUUUCUCGAAAUUGCUAGCUUUUUGCUUCCCCAAGUGCUGUCUGAUACUUGUAUUUCUAAUGAUCUUCUUUGGCAGAGCAGGGCCAGUAGGGGCUACACGUUUCAGGGAAAACACAUGAAGAGUGAGGCCAGGAGAAGGUAGCGCGGAAAACUGGGAAUCAGGAAAUGUUCGAUUGUAGGACUUGAAAGACAUGGAUAUAAAAAAAAAAAAAUGGGAAUAUUUUAGGACACUUAACCUUGGAUGUUAGAGGAACCCUUGGCAUUAAUUUUCUUUUUUUAAGUCCUUACUUUCAACAAGUUUGAUGUGGCAACAGUUUACUCCCCAGUAUGAUACUAGCAGCUGACUUUUGAGAUGUUAUGAAAGAUACUUAAGAAUAAGUUGCAUAUUUGAGAAAAGUCGGUAGCUACCAGACACUCAAACUGUUGUCUGGAUUUAAAAAGCCAUUUCAAAUUGAUCUUUAGGAGGAAUCACCUUCUUGCUGAGGAGAAUGUCCUAAAUAAAGUGUUCAUGAAUACUGAUUUCUUUUUGAGUAAAAGGCUUAGGAAAUUUCCCAUUUUGUACAAUAGUAUUUUUAGUUCUUAGGAAUAUACUAAAUAAAGUGGGGAAUUUUGGUGUUAUUGUGAUACAUAUCAUGAAUCUGAGAGAUCAAGUUUAAAACUUCAGUUUUUCCCAGAGCCCAACUAAGUUGACAGAUAAACUACAUUUUGUGGGAAAAGCAUGGGUUUCAAAGCCAGGCAGACCUGGGUUUGGCUCCACCAUUUACAAGUUAUGGACAAGUUAUUUGACUUCUUUGAACUAAAUUUCCUCACCCACAUGGAAAAAGAGAAAUGAGAUAACAAAUUUAAAACAUUUGACUUAUAGCAGGCUUCCAGUAAGAGAUAACUAUAACCAAAGAGAUUGUUUGUGAUCAUUAGAAGACCAAGUGUUUAAUAACGUAAAGCAUACUUGGUUAGGUCUGUUUUCUGAGGUCCCUCUGGUGAUACCCAGUGAGCAGGAGAUGAUGUUAAUGUUAAUGAGGAAACUGGUUAAUGGAUAAAAUAUUGAUUACCCACCAAUAAGAUGCCUGAUACUGUGUUAAAUGUAACUGGGGAGGAGGCAGAAAAACAGUUCUGCUCUUGAGUAAAUUAAGUGUUAAUGGUUAUAACAUGCACGUUUUGUGUGAAGAAAUAAAUGCUUGUUCUCGCUAUAAAUUCAAACAAGUAAAACUUGUAAUGGUUUACUUGAAAAGAUUUGUUUGAAACGUGCUUUGAAGAAUGGCUUGACUGUGGCUUAGAAUGGAGAGAAGUGUUUGAGAAUAGAGUAUGCUCUAACUGGUGAGGAGGAAGUGCUCCAGUAAGGAGCAUUUGUGAGAAAUAACAAACAAUCUAGUUUGGAUUAUCAGCCUCAUGAAGGAUCUAGAAAUUUAACAUAAAGCAUAACCCAGAAACAUCAUGGAACAUUCAAAAUCAUGGAUUCAAAAGGCUCUUGAAAGAAUUGAGCAACCCUGGAAAUGGUGUGCUGACGGGAAGGACAAAUUCUUCCAGGAACCUGAAUACCUGGGUGUCAUUUCAGGAGCUGUUCAUUCUUACAGUUCUGCCACUAAGCCAUAAUAUUCAUGAAAUCAGUGAUUGAAAGUUAAGACUGAAAUAAUGAGAAGUCAUUUGAGGAUUUUGAAGACAGGUGUGACAAUCACAAAAUGAUGGGCAGAGUAUGAUGUCCUAGCAGCAUUCAGGAAUUAGUGCAGAGGAAAAUGACUUCUGAGAAGAAAAUCAAUGGUAAAGAUGAAGUUCAAUUAAAAAUUGACUGGACUAGAUGGCAGAAAUGCAAGAGUCUGAAAGGAAAGAGUAGGUACAAAAGGAAAAGAUGACUGACUUUAACAACACGAGUAAGCUCAUAGUCCUGGAAACUGAGAAGGAUAGUAGAUACUGAGAAGCAUCUUCAAGCAUGUCUGGAUUGUGAUGAUUAGUAAUUAAAACUCAAAAACAGAUUUUGUAUGGGUAGGAAGAAUUGCUGAAGGGUUCAAAUUUGUGGUAGAAGUGAGAUAUAUCAGUAGGUAGGUCUCUGGGUGGCACAAGUGGUUUGUGAUGGACUACUAACCUAAAGGCCUGGUAAUCUGUUUCCAUGAAGAUUAUAGCCAAGAAAACCCUAGGGAGUGGUUCUGCUGUACAACACAUGGGGUCGUCAUAAGUCAGAAUUGACUCAGCAGCAGUAGGUACCUUAGGCUGAAGGGUUGUGGAUAAAGUUCAGGAUUAAUUAAAUAGGGCAUAAUAGAAAGCUGACAAAAUAAGGAAGCAGAUGAGCUCCCCAAAGGAGAUUUAGUGGCCAGAAGAGGAUUUUCUGGACCCUUUUGGGAUUUACAGAAUAGUUAUGUAUGCGGUAGUUCAUUGCUGGCCAUUUUAUUGUGCCAGGCAACCCCAGGGCGAUACUUCAGACUAAAGGUGUUUAUAGUCUUGUCAACUACACAGCAACACCAUCCCUGAAUGCUAAAAGUUCCAUCAGUUCUGAAAUGGUCAGAGAGAUCCAGUCAAGAUCAGCCACUUAAAGGAUUUACUGUAGAUUACCUCUGUUUUGGAGAACUUCUAGAAAGAUGGGUCAGUUUGGGGCCACAAACUUGAUGUAGAUCUUCCAGGGCUGUAUGGGCCACUUCAGAUCCCAGAUCCCAUUAGGGUCACCUAUAUUCCUACCUGCUGCACUAACUCCAGCAAGAAGCCACUGUGGGUCCAGGGGAGAAUCUUAGGAGGGUUUCAAGGAAGCAACAGUAUUGUCAGCCCCUGUUUGUAGCCUUCCAUCUCUAUGGUAACUAACUGGCUGUCUCUGUUUAUGUAUAUGUGAAUUCUAUGGAUUUUCUUUUUUUAUUAAUAAAUCACUUUCUUAGAAAAUACUUGAUAACCAAGAAGCAGCAGCAGAUUAGUAUCUUAUAUAUACUUAAAUGUGCAAAUGCAUAUUUAGUUCAACCUCAGAAAGACAUCUAUAUUUAUGAUUGAUUUUCUUUCUGAAUGUCAUAAUUUUUGUUAAUUAAGUAUACUAUUUAUUUAGAUUUACAAAAUCAAUUGUUUAUGAAAGGAUUUGUUUUGAACUUAACAUUUUUAAGCACCGUCACAGAAAGGCAGCAUCCCCCCACCCCGUGGACUAUUAAAAACAGGCUGUUAACUAUUUAAUUUACAAGAAUCGUUAUAGAAGUGUGUUUUUUAGUACAGUAGUUUCUGUAUUACUGCAAAGUAAAAUCUUGUGGUUUAAGUCAGAUCUUUUUAUAUCUUAAUUUUUCCGUAUUUAAUGAAAUAAAACUUACCAAAUCUAAAGAUUAUCUUACCUGCCUAAUAGCUGAAAGGGUAACUUCCAAGUCAUUGAGUUUUUAGUUGAUUAAAGGCAUGAAUUAAAACUCUCAAGGGAAGCUUGACUAUAAAUCUCAGAAGCUAUGUUUUAUAUUACAGUGAAAUCGUGAAUAGCCAGAAUAUUCAGGGGUGUGCUGAUCUAUUUAUUUGGAUUUUCACAGUAUCUAAGUAUUAGCAAGAAAGUUUUGUUUUCACCCUUGUUGAAAAUUCCUUGAAGUAGAAUGUCCGUUAGUGUAGAAAAUAGUUAAUUUUUUAAAUCUGUUGUUUAAGAUUUUCAGUGAGUCGGGUUGUUGUUCCAUGUGUCCUGAUCACUGUAGGGCACUGUUAGGUGGAAGAUACUAAAAUGAAUCUCUGCUAACCCCAGGACCUACAGAAGGAUUUUUUUCUUUUGACUGAAUCCCUGAUGAGAGCUUGUUUUUCAUGUUUUCUUUUAAAGGGGAAAUAUAGUUAGUAUAACGUUCUAGGUCAUUGAAUUCCAGUUAACUGAACUAUUAGUGAAUUCUUAAUCACCCUUCCACCAAUAAAGCAGAUAAAUGCUUUAUUAUUUUUAUUAUAAUGAUAAAAUAGGUGACAAAAAUGGCUAAAGAAAAAGCAAACACUUCCCCUUUAAGGAUCUCAUCACCUUUUUGUUUAUGGGCAAUUCUGCCCUCAGAAAUAAUGUCACAUUUGGACACACAUGUACCAAGGAUUUGAAUCUGUGUAUCAAGAAAACUGUUGUUGUUGUUGUAAGGUGCUAUUGAGUCAAUUCCAGCUCAUAGUGAUGCUGUGUGCAACAGAACGAAACACUGCCCAGUCCAAAGAAAACUAGGUAGGGCAUUUAGUUUUAGAUUGAUUUUAUAAUUAUCUAAGAUUAAAACAUAGUUUUAUUUAAAGAAGGGUUUCAACAACCCUGUUUAUACAUGGCUAACAUUAAAAGCCCAUUGUUUAUUUGUAUUGUAACAUUUUAAAAUAGCAUGUUUAUUUCUGAUUAUAAAAGCUUGGCAAUUUUAUCAUAAAUUUCAUUUUUCAAUAUAGAGGAGGACAAAAAUAUGUAACACUGUUAUGAAUAUCCUUUAUGUAAAUCUUGUACACAUUUCUAAUUAUUACCUUAGAACAGAUUCCUAAAAGUGGACUUUUGGGAUCAAAGCAUAUACACAUUUUUAAGGCCUUGCUAGCUAUUGGUUUCCUUUGCACUCUAGUAAAAUAGUACUUAUGUUUUCACCUGCCAUGUUUAAGAGUCCUUAUUUUUCUGAGGUCUCAACUGCUCUAGAUAUUGUGAUUUUUUUUUUAAAUUAAAAUAUUUAAAAUUAUAUACAAGGAAGUCGUCUUAGCAUUUUUAGCUCAUCUGUUUAGCCUAACAAGAACUUUUUUCAAAGUAACUUUUUAAGAAUAUUUUUAACAUUGGUGAGGUCUUUUAUGCAAUUUUGUGUGCCACUUUUUCUACUUAAUUUAUCACGUGUUUUUUCCAUGACAUUAAAAUCUUCAUAAACAUUAUUUUGAUGGCUGCAUAAAAGCCCUUAUGUGACUGUAUCAUGAUUUACCCCAACCAUCCCUCCUAGGUUGACUAGUUCUUGCUGUUACAAAUAACCCUGUGGUAGAUAUCUGUGCAUAAAAUUUUGUUUCCAUUUUUAUCAUUCCUUAGGACAGAUUCUAUGAAGUAAAAUUCAUGUGUCACAGCAGGAAUGAACAUGUAGCAAAAUAACUUUCCAGAAAAGCUGCUCCAGUCACAUUUCUACCAGCAGCGUAUGAGUGUGCCUGUGUCAUGGUAGCCUCAUCAGCAUUGAGCAUCCUUAUUUUUAAAAAUCUUUACCAAUUUAACACGUGAAAAUGGUCUCAUGCAUUCUAAUCAAGACCUUCUUCUUGAAUAGAUAAUAAAAAUAAGAAACAGGACUAUGGACAAAGUAGCAUUCUAUCCUUGUUUUAUUAGUAGUAUACAACUGCAUAUACAAAGCACUUUGCAAAUGAGUGUUGUUCAUAGUUUGUGCUAAUGGGGAAACUAAGGCUUGGGGAGAUUGACUUGCCCAAUGUUACAAAAUGAUUUAUUGACAGCUCAGAAACUGAAGGUCUUUCUUAUUGACAAAGCAGAUAACAGCAUGCACAGUGGCAGUCAAAGCUUCUCUCAUGCUGUUCCUUCCAGAUGGUUCAGCCCUGUCCUUUUGGGACUUGUCUCCCAGGGUGAGGCAAGGCCUUCAGCCUGUUCAAUAUUUGGUCUCUAUGUAGAGGCUUCCAACAAGCUAACAAGUUACUGCCGAGUAAGACAUGGUAAUUUUUAUGAUGCUGACCCUGGAUGGGACUACCAGUGAUUCUCCUCCUCAAGCUCCUCUUUGAAAAGCUGUAAGGUGGUAUCAGCUUUGUCGUGGCUGACCACGUCUCAUUCCUAGGGCUGUCUGGCCUUGGAGUAUCCUGAAGGUGAAGGAUCAGAGUGCUCUGAAUUUACAUGCCCAUAUAUUGAGAAAAUGCCCUAGAUGACCUUUCCUACGUGUUGAGAUGAGAGGCUUCCUGUCUGGAGGUCUCUGAAAGGCGAAUGAUACCUGAAGAAGCACUUGAAUGACACUUGUUAUCCCUCUGCCAGGUCCCCCAACCAUGUCUUUAGGCCUGUAUGCCAGAAAGGUAGGUCUUCGUGAACAGAGACCUCUACGACCUAGAGAAAGAGGGGAGACUGAAGGGGUGUAGUUUGAAUUCAGCCCUCAGGAAUAAGAGAGCAGGAGACUCAGGCAGGGGAGUCAGGAACCACAGACCAGAGACACUGACUUUGAGAAAAGUUUUUUCACAUGGAUGAAAUGAAGCUACUGAUCCAUGAUGUUAAAAGAAUUUGAAAAAUUCACUAAAAAUAGUAAAUGAAUGAUAUGGCCAAUUUCAAGGGAAGGACAUCCCCAGGAAAUACAGUAGGGAGUGUCAUCUCUUUAACCAAAAAGUUAAAAAUUAAAGAAGAAGAAGAAAACACAGACUGCAGCCCUGGGACCUUGGGGCAGUUAUGAGGGACAUGGGAACAGCCAAGAUAGUCCCAGAGGCAUAAUCUCUAAGAGGCUUUAACACCUGUCAACCCUCUCAUGUCAUUUUAGAGGUAAGUAUGAACUGGUUUUGUGUUUGUAGCUUUGGUGUGAAAUCAGGUAGUACCGUCUGCUGAGCGUAAAACCUUUGUUGCAUUAAGUAGGACAUACGGUAAUUGUCUAAUGGCCCAAGAAUUUUAUUCUAGAUUGGUAAUAUAACUUUUUCUUCCUUGCGUUUUAAUUGUUUUUAAUUUGUGACUGAGUCUCCAGGAACUUUAGUAUGCUGUCGAGAAAUAGUUGAUCCCCCCUUGUGAGACCUUUUAGUUUCAUUUACCCUCAGUGUUAAGUGCCAGGAAAUUGAAAUGAACACAAGUGUGAUUGUGUUGGCCCCUCUUUAAGGAAAGUGACCGUGUUGUCUUAAAAAUGUCAAAAUUAACAGAUUAUGAUCAUUUGAUCCACGAGCUAUUUGCAAGUAUGUUGUUUUCUGCAUAGUUCCAUUUUAGAGAAAUAAAAAUAUGUGGCAGCCUAGUGAAAGUGAAAUAAUGUAGCCACUGUAGUUCGUUUUAGGACCCAGUUACAAAAUGAGGCUAAAUCUGAAUUUGAUACAGAUUUGUCUCUACCUCCUCCCAUUCUGGGGAAUUUUGUUUCCUUGUUUAGUUUUUAGGAUAAUGAUUAUUCCUAUCCUGUUUUCUCCACCCCAGUGUGGUAUGUGAGUAUUCCUUUAGAGACGGACUGGUGGUAUCUGCGUUGUGGGUACAGCACCUGGGGACUGAGUUUGAUUAUUUCUUUUUCAUUAGAAGUUUUUUCACUAGAUGGUUUAUUUUGUGAGAAAGGAGGGUCAUGAGUUUAGUUUUCUUACCAAUAUAUUUGUGUUUUCAAUGCUGGUUUCUGUUUUGUGUUCUCAAUAUUGGUUUCUGUUUUCCUAGACUGGUGUUAACGUUUUGAUUAUAGGUUUGAUUCAGUAGUAGCUUAGAAGAGAAUGAAUUUUCACAACAUUAGUAUUUGAACACAUCAGAUGCAGAAAUGGUAUUUCUUGCCGUUCAGUAUUUCUCAUAAGAUGCUAAUAUUCAUGUGGGUAUUUGUCUUCCACGCUACAGAACAUAAUUUGAUGAAACUGAUUUUCUGUGCUCCUAGAGCUUGUGUUUCUCAAACUACGUUUAGUCUUAUGGACCACUUCUUCCCAUUGGUGUACAGGAGGCAGAAGAGCGUAAUGACAGAGUGGAUUUUAGAUUAAAGCCUGAGUUUGAAGAAUCCGAGAUGUUUGUGUAUCCUUGGGAAGUUACUUAACCUUUCUAAGUUAACCUUCCUCUGUGAGAUAACAGUAAACCCUAGAGUUGUGAAAAUUGAAUGGUAUAUGUGAAGCAUAGCACAAUGCCUGAUACAUAGUAAGACAUUUUAAAAAAUAGUAAUAGUAAUAAGGAAUUUGAAGAAGGAAAACGUCCUGGUGGACUGGCGUAGUCAAGCUAAUAAUAGUUUGGAAUUUAUCAAAACCAAAUCCGGUCUUAGGUGCUUAUCUGGAAAGCACUUUUUUGGUUGCUGCUGUAAUCUUUAUAACUAGAAGUCUAGAAACGUAGUUGCUUUGAUUUCUGAUCAGUUUUUCCCCUACCAUUUUAUACUUAUAUUUGUUUUGGUCCCAGUCAUCAUCCCUUGCAAAACUGAUAAGAUGCAUUUUUAAAUAUAUGAAAUAUUGUCAGUAUCCAUUCAGACCAACCACCUCUAGGCCCAGCUUUCUACUCUAUGCUGGCCUAAUUUUUACCAAGUCUUAGAAACAAAGAUAGACUCCAGGGGUUGAUGUGGGGCCUCCAGAAUGGGAAUUGCACAGAAUAAUCUUAUUUUUCCUCUAUUCUUCCAGUCUGUUAUGUUCUGAACCCACACAUGUUUUCGGAAGGACCAAAUGGCUGGCACUGGCUAAUGGGAAUCAAAAGACAAGAGUGAAAGUAACCUGGUUGUCACAUAUCCCUAUCUUAGAGGUGCUUUGCCCUGUCCCAUGAUCAGUUUCUUUUUUCCCUGGCUACUUCACCUCACUGUAUCAGAAAACUCCAACAAAACCUGAUCUGUCUGAGGUUAGAUUAUGAUUAAGUCAGUGAAGUUGAAUGAAAAAGAUUGUAUUCAGGACUGUGGAAGAGAAGAAGUAGCAGCUGCCUUUGUAUAGGCAGUAUAGCCUUGUGGUUAAGAACUUGGGUUUUGGAGUCAGAUGGAUCUGGGUUCAAAUCCAGUUUCACCACUUACAAGCUCCCUGACAGUAAUCAAGUUGCUUAACCUCUUUAAGCCUCAGUUUUCUCACUUGUGAGUUGGGAAUAAUAAUAGUGCAUUCUUCACAUUGGUCAUGAGGAAUGAAUGAAAUAAAUUCUUUGCUGUGUGCCAGGCACUAUGCUAAAUAAUAAAUAUCAGCUUUUGUUAUUAUUAAGGAGCUCAUAAUCAAAUGAAAGGAUAAGCACGAAGAAAAAAGAACAAAGCUUGAAAAGCCACAAAAACAUGGCCAGAUAAUAUAUAAACUUGAAUAGAAGUGCUAAAGCUAAAAUGAUUGGAGGCAGGCAAGUUUUUGAGGCUUCAUGAAAUAGAUAAUUCUCAGUCACCUGGAAGAAAGUCAAUGUGGUUCAUCUUGUGUCGUCAAGGUGUUUUUGGUUAAGAGAAUGACAUAAAUAGAAAUAUUAAGGAGUCAUAACAGACCUCUGAGCAAAGGAAUGAUGUAACAGCUGACUUUCCUUGCUACCUGUAAAGAGACAAGUUGACUAGGUAAAAAUAGCCACAACCUAGAAUUAAGUUACUCAGACAGGUAGAGACAGCACUGUGGGCCCUGCAGAAUGAGAAAGUUGUAGAACUUGACAAUAGACUGAAAGGGCAACUAGAGAGCUUGUUGGGAGUGAAUGAGAUGGUCAGGAGGUCUAGAAGAGAGAAAUCAUGAGGUAGGUUUUCUUCUUUGAAGGUGGGGAAAGAUCAAGUGCAGACUGAGCUGUGGUCAACGUUUGCAGACCAGGAAUCCACACUAGCUCUAAUCAGAGAGCUCUUGGUAUACAGGAACUGCCAGUUUGCCGACGGGAAAAGAGCCCCAGACUGGGUAAUGGUGAGCCCUGAAGUCGCACCCCAGCUCUGCCACUCAUUGAGCACGGCAACAUCCCUAAUCCUGACCAGCCAUGGAGAGGUUCGGUUCUUACAAGGAAAAUGAGUGAAUGUGGGAAUGGCUCACCACAUUGGGAAAACAAAACUCACAUCCUGCUGAUGGUGGCUGAGGACUGUCAUGUCCACAUACAAAGAAAAGCAUGUGGCACAGUUUUAGGACAAAGGUAUGGUUUUGUGGAGUUUGAUGAUCUGCGUGAUGCAGAUGAUGCUGUUUAUGAACUAAACGGCAAAGACCUUUGUGGUGAGAGAGUAAUUGUUGAGCAUGCCCGCGGCCCACGUCGAGAUGGCAGUUACGGUUCUGGACGCAGUGGAUAUGGUUAUAGAAGAAGUGGCCGAGAUAAAUACGGCCCUCCUACCCGCACAGAGUACAGGCUUAUUGUGGAGAAUUUGUCAAGUCGGUGCAGCUGGCAAGACCUAAAGGAUUAUAUGCGUCAGGCAGGAGAGGUAACCUAUGCAGAUGCUCACAAGGGACGCAAAAAUGAAGGGGUGAUUGAAUUUUUGUCUUACUCUGACAUGAAAAGAGCUUUGGAAAAGUUGGAUGGAACUGAAGUCAAUGGCAGAAAAAUCAGAUUGGUUGAAGACAAGCCAGGUUCUAGACGACGCCGGUCCUACUCCAGGAGCCGGAGUCACUCAAGGUCUCGCUCUCGAAGCAGACAUUCCCGUAAGAGCAGAAGCCGAAGUGGCAGCAGCAAAAGCAGUCAUUCAAAGAGCAGAUCUCGAUCCAGGUCGCGUUCGCAUUCCCAGAGCAAGAGCCGCAGCCGUAGCCAGAGCCGCAGCCGGAGCAAGAAGGAACAAAGCAGGAGCCCCAGCAAGGAUGACAAGAGCCGUAGCCGCAGCCGCAGUGCUGACAAAAGCCGCAGUAAAAGUAAAGACCAAGCCGAAGAGAAGAUCCAGAACAAUGACAACAUUGGGAAAUCCAAGAGCCAAAGUCCCAGUAGGCAUAAAAGUAAGAGUAAAAGUAGGAGCAGGAGUCAAGAGAGGAGAGUGGAGGAGGAGAAGCAAGGGAGUGUGAGCCGAAGCAGAAGCAGGGAGAAGAGCAGGAGUCAGGAGCAAAGCCUCCUCGAGAGCAGGAGCCGAAGCAGGAGCAGGAGCAAAGGAGGCAGCAGGAGCCGAAGUAGGAGUCGCAGCAAAAGCAAGGACAAGAGGAAGGGAAGGAAGAGAAGCCGGGAGGAGAGCCGCAGCCGAAGCCGCAGCCCCAGCAAGAGCGAGCGGAGCAGGAAACGAGGCGGCAAGCGAGACAGCAAGUCGGGCAGCAGCAAGAAGAAGAAGGAAGACACCGAUCGCUCCCAGUCCAGAUCUCGGUCCCGCUCCGUGUCAAAGGAGCGGGAGCAUGCCAAGUCCGAGUCUGGCCAGAGGGAAGGCCAAGGAGAGAGUGAGAAUGCAGGCAUCAACCAGGAGACCCGGUCCAGGUCGAGGUCCAAUUCCAAAUCGAAACCAAACCCAUCAGAAUCGCGCUCUAGAUCAAAGUCAGCCUCAAAAACCCGGUCUCAGUCCAAGUCUAGAUCCCGGUCCGCUUCCAGAUCUCCCUCCCGGUCUAGAUCUAGGUCCCACUCAAGGUCCUAACUGGCUACAACCACAGUUGGAACUACCCAAGAAGUCUUUUGUACAUGUUUGGUAGCCGUAGCACAAGUGAUUGAAGUAGACCACACGUCACUGCUGUACAUUUUUAACUCCCCUAAUGGUGUGUCUAUAAUUGUUAAAUCUCAGUGCUUCCUCUCCAUAAAGCCUCCUGGCGCCAGGCCUUCCUGCUCGACUGAAAAAAAAUCUUCUCUUUGAAACCCUCCCUUUACUCACGGCCCACAGUAGAAUAUCCAAAAUGCCUUGGCUUUCAGGCCUGGCCCUUCCUACAGGGAGCUCAGUACCUGGACACCAUUAAGGCUGGAAUGAUGACAUAGGUAGGUAUGGUGAGUUCAACUGUUUUCGCCCUUGAAUUGAUGCCCUUUGAGGUAUGCCAUUUAGUGAACGUGCUAAGUCUUAAGUUUCCUACCACUUUGGUUUCAUAUUUUUGGACUUAACAAAGUUGUGAAUAGCACAGUCGAGGAAAAUUGAUACCUGCAGUAACCCAUAGAAAAUAAACUGUAGAGUUCCAUAUUCUGGUAUUGUGACUAUAUUGUUUUAUAUUAAAAAAAAAAAAAAAAAAGAAAAUUUUUUUUAAUUUUAUUUU
Messenger RNA from Trichechus manatus latirostris (Florida manatee), 12311 nucleotides. It is a transcript of the gene SRSF4, whose product is annotated as serine and arginine rich splicing factor 4. The transcript is spliced from 7 exons. Gene Ontology annotation, molecular function: mRNA binding. Lineage: Eukaryota; Metazoa; Chordata; Mammalia; Sirenia; Trichechidae. The coding region runs from base 10190 to 11710 and encodes 506 amino acids. The record is from RefSeq and is a predicted model, not a curated record. Gene Ontology annotation, cellular component: nucleus; cytoplasm.